UGAUGGGGGCGGGGCUUCAUCAUCACGCACCAAGAUGGCGGCAGCCACUGUUCUCAGUUUGGACAGUUUACCGUCCGAUCCUUUGCUUUUGAUUCUGUCAUUUCUUGACUUCAGAGAUUUGGUCAGUUGCAGUCUUGUAAGUCGGCGUCUGAAUGAACUGACAGGUCACAACCCUUUAUGGAAGAGGCUUUGCCUGAAGCACUGGCUUCUCACAGAAGCCGAUAAGGGACAGAGAGGGCAGAGCUGGCGGGAAUUGUUCCAAGACUUUUAUGCUGACCUUGGUCGCUAUAUAGAUUACUACAGCACACUAAAAAAAGCUUGGGAUGACCUGAAGUCCUACCUGGGCCAAAAAUGUCCACGAAUGAUUGCCUCUCUUAAAGAGGGCGCAAAAGAGGAAGAGCUGGAUGCUAUUGAAGCCCAAAUAGGCUGCAAGCUCCCCAAUGACUACCGCUGUUCCUACAGGAUACAUAAUGGACAAAAGUUGGUGGUGCCUGGGUUGAUGGGCAGUAUGGCCUUGUCCAAUCACUAUCGCUCAGAGGACCUGUUGGACAUUGAGACAGCAGCGGGGGGAUUUCAGCAGAGGAAGGGCAUGAGGCAGUGCCUCCCUCUCACCUUCUGCUUUCACACUGGACUGAGCCAGUACAUGGCCUUAGAAAGCACAGAGGGACGCACACGCAGCGAGAUCUUCUACCAUUGUCCGGAUCAACUAGCACAAGAUCCAUCUGCUAUUGAUAUGUUCAUCACAGGGUCCAGCUUUACUGAAUGGUUUACCUCAUAUGUUCAAAACGUAGUGACUGGAGAAUACCCCAUCAUCCGGGACCAAAUAUUCAGGUAUGUCCAUGAUAAGAAGUGUGUGGCCACCACUGAUAACAUAACCGUCUCAGUCUCCACCUCUUUCCUACCUGAGCUCAGCUCUGUCCAUCCACCACACUUCUUCUUCACAUACAGAAUCAGGAUUGAGAUGGCGAAGUCAGCACUGCCAGAGAGCGCAUGCCAGUUGGAUAGCCGCUACUGGAAAAUCACCAAUGCAAAUGGGAAUGUGGAGGAGGUCCGAGGUCCUGGUGUCGUGGGGGAGUUCCCAGUGAUGACCCCUGGUAAAGUGCAUGAGUAUGCCAGCUGCACAACAUUCUCCACAACCUCUGAGUACAUGGAAGGCCACUACACCUUUCAUAGGCUCAAAAACAAAGCGGAGGUCUUUGAUGUCUCCAUACCAAGAUUCCACAUGGUGUGCCCACCCUUCCGUGAGUCCAUGGUGCGCUCGAGCUCUGUGAGAGAUGCACCCAUUGCUGUCUUCAACAAUGAUAAUGACUCAGACACAGAUAACUAUGAGGAGGGAGAUCUGCAUGGUAUGAACAUGGCUGAUCCUGGAGGGCGCUGUCCUCGUCACAUCUGACAUAUAUAUUCUCUCUCUCUGUCUAUCACUCACUCAUUCACACACACACAGACACACACACACACACACAAACGCACACACAGCAGUCCAGAGGCAAAAGAGAGCAAUGCUUAGACCAUUGUUUACUAUACAAAGGCUUUCUGUCUGUCCUCCCAUGAACAGUACUCCCCUCUUGUCACACACACACACACACACAGUAAGUUUGUGUUUUUAUUUGCCUUCAGUAUUAGUAUCAUCCAAGAUAGUUACACUGAGCCAAAAAUGACCUUGAUCAGAUCAAAAUUGUAAAAUUACAUUGGAUGUCUAAUAGGAUGUUUAAUAUGUUAACACUCAGUGAAUCAUGUGAUACUAAGGAACAGACACAAUCGGUGAGAGAGAAUAUCUACAAAAAGCACAUUGGUCAAAAGUACCUGACAGUCUAACCAGGCACAUCUCCCCACCACCACCACUAAAAUUUCUGUAUUUGCUUUUCCUUGAUUAGUUCAGUUAUCAUGUUAAUUCAAGUACAUGUAAAUGUGUGUGUAAAAUCUAUUUAAUUUAUCAUUUCCUUUUGAAGGACAUCAUAGAUUAUCAAGUGAAAUCAUUGCUGAAUUAGAGAAAGGAGGGAACAUGUACACUUGCGCACACACACACUCACACACACAAGUGUUUGAACUGGACAAGACUUUUUGUAUAUAGAACUUUUCUGUAUUUGCAUUUAGCCUUGAGAAUUUAUGCAUUGGAACAGAGACUUGUAUUUUUCUUUUCCUUUUGUUUUACACCAUUGGUGAGCCAUCUCUAAAGGAAGACAGCAUUAGUCACUAAUUCACCUUAAUGAUUAUAAGAUUCUGAUUAUUGCUAGCAUUAUAAUUACAAUUUAUUCUGCUUUUUUGUUGUAAAAUUAUGGAGUGCAAUAGGGUUUUCAAGUUAAGUACAUUAUUAUUUGUAAAUGUGUGUUUUUUAUGUUUGGGUAAAUAAACAGAAAACUAUGAACAUUA
Messenger RNA from Hemibagrus wyckioides, 2370 nucleotides. RefSeq names its product F-box protein 3 (gene fbxo3). Gene Ontology annotation, molecular function: protein binding. Lineage: Eukaryota; Metazoa; Chordata; Actinopteri; Siluriformes; Bagridae. The coding region runs from base 35 to 1393 and encodes 452 amino acids. The transcript has 11 exons. The record is from RefSeq and is a predicted model, not a curated record.